GAAAGAGAGGAGAAGAUAGGACGUCGCAAUUUCAAUCUACUUUAUCUCCUCUAUAUUAUUUCCGUUUCCUCAAAAAUUGUCACAGUAACGAAUUGGACAGCAGAAGGUGUAGUCGAACAUAGAUAAAUUCGGAGCGAUCGAAUCUUUGACCGUGAAUUUUUUUUUUAGUUAUUCAACGUCCUUCUUUUCUGUUUAUAAACAAGCCAGUCGCUUGAGUGAAUAAAUUUACGCACAUUAAUAUAUUUUUUUGGAUUUAUUGGAGUGCAGUGAUUAUGAAUCUUUCAUUUGCUGGAUGUGGAUUUUUGGGCAUUUAUCAUGUAGGAGUUGCCUGUUGCUUCCGAAAGUAUGCCCCGCACCUGCUUUUGAACAAAAUUUCUGGUGCUUCAGCAGGCGCUAUAGCAGCUUGUUGCCUUCUUUGUGAUCUACCUCUAGGCGACUUAACCAGCAAUGUUCUCCGAGCAGCUACAGAGGCUAGAAAAAAGUCUCUAGGACCCCUCUCCCCCUCCUACAACAUCAACAAUCUGCUUUUGGAAGGUCUGGAAAAAUACCUGCCAGAUGAUGCCCACAUAAGGGUCAGCGGGAGGUUGCACAUCUCUAUGACCAGGGUAUGCGACGGAAAAAAUGUCAUAGUGUCCCAGUUCGACAGCAGAGAGGAGCUCAUUCAGGCUCUCUUAGCCUCUGCUUUCAUACCCAUAGUGUCAGGCAUAUGGCCCCCAAAGUUCAGGGGCUACCGCUAUAUGGAUGGAGGCUGCAGCGAUAACCUGCCUACCAUUGACGAAAACACCAUCACCGUCAGUCCUUUCUGUGGAGAGAGUGACAUCUGCCCGAGGGACGACAGCUCGCAGUUGUUCCAUAUAAAUGUAGCCAACACAAGCAUAGAACUUUCGAAGCACAACAUGUACAGAAUAGCGAGGAUACUGUUUCCGCCCAAGCCGGAGGUGUUGUCGAACAUGUGCAAACAGGGAUUCGACGACGCACUCAGAUUCUUGCACAGGAACAACCUCAUCAAUUGCACAAGGUGUCUAGCCGUUCAUUCGACGUUCGCCGUUUCUGAGAAGGACGAGAACCUGGAAUACGAUCCUCAGUGUCAGGAGUGUGUGCUUCAGAGACAAGAAGCCCUAGUAUCCAACAUGCCAGACACCGUAAUAAGCAUUUUCCAGGAAGCCAUAGAAAAAGCCAACAAGGGUCUACUCAAUUGGCUCUUCAAACACCGAGGAAUGAAGUUACUAUCCGUUUUGAGUCUUCCCUACACUGUACCUGCCGAUUUAGUCUACGCGACAAUAACAAAGUUUUAUAGAGUCAACAGAAAGCACUACGAGAUGUACAGAAGUUUGAUCAAUAUUCAAAUCACUAACGCCAUUGGAGAGCGUUAUGAAAUGAAAGAAUUGACGUACAGGAUGGUCAGAUUUAACCCUUUACAUAAUCAUUUGAUACGCGAGCAAAGGUUCAUGUCAGCCGCUCCCCAAUUGGGUAACAGCGUCUGGGAGGCAAGCAAAUACUGUAUGGACCAGAUGGGACAGAUCCUAAGUAAGGCGAACAGGUCAAAUCAGCAAAUGACGGCGCAGAUCUCAUGUCAAUUGGAUAUCACAGAAUAUGGAAACAAUUUCGAGGUGGAAUCCUGCCAAGAUUACGCAACUCAAAAUAAGAUGAACGUGAACUUUACGCUGAACAUCGACGAUAGUAGUGAGGUUCCACCUGCCGAAACCAGCACAGAUGUUAGUACAGUCAAGAAAACAAUACAGAAGCAGAAACCACCACCAAGCAUAACAAUAGAUGCUUGCGAAAUGGGUGCAGAUGCAUUUGAUAACAUUUUGAGGGUCACAUCUCAGCAUGAGACUAUUAUGAGCUAUUAUUAUUUGGACGAAAAUAACACUGUUCAAGUUACCGAGAUUUUCGACGUAACUGAAAGCGAUUCGCCGAUAGUUCAAACAGCACAAGAAAAAGAUGUAAAUAAAGCUCUAGAAUUCGACGACGAAGAUUGGGGUGCAACGCACUGGGAUGGUGAAGAUGAAAUAUGUGCCAAUGAACGAAAACGGAGUUUGGCUGAAAUUUCUGAGUACUCUCUCGAAGAUAUACUGGACAAAGAUACCAACCUAUUUUCUGACCCAGAAAGUGAGUGGAUUGGUACAUUCAAAGUUGAAGAACCGGAAGAUGAUGUGAAUAAUUCGUACAGCGAUUCAAAAAAUGACUCAAGGCCAGAAAGUGACCAACCAAUUCCUGUUACAAAUGAAAGCAAAAAUAAUUAUAGGCUAAGCUUUGUUGGUGAUGAUUGAAAAAGAACCGAGGUGGAAGUAAAUAAUUGAGACUGUUCAAGUUCCAAAAAAAAAACGAUUGUGAUAGCUAUCUUACCUGUAUUAUUAUUAUUAAUCAAUAAUGUAGAUUAGAAACUAAAUUAAUAGAAAAAUGUUUUUUGACAUUAUAUUUAUAUUAUUGUAUUAAAUACUAGAAGCUAUUUUUGUUAUGAAUUUGUAAAAUUGUUCAAUAAAAGACAAUUUUUUUUAA
Messenger RNA from Coccinella septempunctata (seven-spotted ladybird), 2502 nucleotides. RefSeq names its product patatin-like phospholipase domain-containing protein 2. Gene Ontology annotation, biological process: lipid homeostasis; triglyceride catabolic process. The transcript is spliced from 10 exons. The coding region runs from base 273 to 2273 and encodes 666 amino acids. The record is from RefSeq and is a predicted model, not a curated record. Gene Ontology annotation, molecular function: triacylglycerol lipase activity. Lineage: Eukaryota; Metazoa; Arthropoda; Insecta; Coleoptera; Coccinellidae. Gene Ontology annotation, cellular component: membrane; lipid droplet; cytoplasm.